Chara braunii is the source of this 1470-nucleotide messenger RNA. The record is from the annotation of a GenBank genome assembly. NCBI's taxonomy places the organism in Eukaryota, Viridiplantae, Streptophyta, Charophyceae, Charales, Characeae.
GCCAAAUGUGACUGUAUUCCCCUUAGUACUUUCCCGCCGCCACAGCACACAAAAAAGAUGUCGCACAGUUGCAGAUACUACAACAACAACGCAGCUUGGCAGAUUUGAUUCCUCCUCAUUAUUGCGCGACUAGUCGUUAUCGUGAUCGCGUGGACGUGGGAGCCUAAGGCCUUGCGGAAAUCGCCGGUCUCAAGGCUCCUCACUCUGUCGCGCCAUCGCCCUUCGGAUUUCCUCUUCUUGUUCUCUCACAGCAUUUUGCGACGCCAGGCACGGGCAAGCUUUCGUGUUGCGUGUUCCCUGCGUCCCGCUUCUCUCGUGCUUGGACUAAGGCAGGCUACAGUCCGCGAAGAUGCUUCUCUACACGGAUAUCUUCACUGGGGACGAGCUCCUGUCUGACGUCUAUCCUGUGGGUGAGAAAUUCGAUGGCGUGCUGUGGGAAGUGAAGGGGAAGUGGAUUGUGAAGGGGUCAGUUGAUGUCGAUAUUGGGGCCAACCCUUCAGCAGAGGGAGGUGAUGAUGAGGGAGUGGAGGAUGGUGCAGAGAGGGUUGUCGAUAUCGUGGACAGCUUCCGGCUUCAGGAGCAGCCCUCCUAUUCGAAGAAGGAUUUGCAGGUUUUUCUGAAGGGGUACAUGCAGAAGCUGCUGCCUAAGCUUUCAGCAGAGCGCGCGACUAAGUUCAAGGCGAACGCACAAGAAGCCGUCAAGUAUGUUCUUGGCAAGGUCAAGGAUCUUCAGUUCUUCCUUGGUGAGAGCCUCAGCGCUGAUGGGGCUAUGGUCUUUGCGUAUUACGAGGAUGGUGCUACUGAUCCGACAUUCCUUUACUUCUCAGAUGGAUUGAAGGAGGUGAAAUGCUGAACACGUUGUUGUUAUUUUUUUCCACUCGUGAACGUGGAAAGAGAUAAACGGUGACUUCCUUUCUUUUCUGUUUUCGCCUUUCCCCGCGAUGUAUUAUGGCCCUUUAUGCUGGAUAAAGGGGGUAAUGCGAGACUCUUGUUAAAAUCCUCCCGUUGUAAGAGGACGUUUGUAACGAUGCACACUCUCCGGUACGUGUUUUGCGGUCGAUCUGUGGUGGAUCUGAGGUGGAUGUGUGAUCGUGAGCCAGUGUCUUAUCUGUGAUGCGAGACUCUUGUUAAAAUCCUCCCUUUGUAAAAGGACGUUUGUAAAGAUGCACACUCUCGGGUCCGUGUUUUUUUGCGGUCGAUCUGUGGUGGAUGUGUGGCAGAUCUGUGUGGCGUUUCGCGUGAGCCAUUGUCUUGUCUGUGAUCGAUCUGUGGUGCAUCCCUGUGCCAUUUCCCGUGAGUCAGUGUUUUAUGUUUGUCGUGCACUCGCUAUGACAACGGGCACGCCGGGCAAUGUGAUGACAUUGUUGACUCCGUAUCUUCUCCCUUUCCCUCUUGCAGUGAUCCAUAUGACAAAACCUGGGCUGGCUAUUUCUCAUUGUUGUAUGGAGUUGUCUCAAAAGCGUACCAUCA